UGAUGUUUUUUCAUUAGCUAUUUUUUGUUGUCAUUUUCUUUGCUGAUCAAAAAUUAUUUUCAAAAGUUUUGUUUUGUUUUGAUUUAGCGUGUGGCAGAUUAUUGCAUUUCAGAGAAAAUUUUCCCUAUUGUUCGCCAUAAUGAUGAAUGACAAUCGGCGAAUAUUGUUGGAUUUUCAUGGAAAAGUUGCCGUUAUAACUGGAGCUGCAAGGGGUUUAGGUCGUGAAUAUGCUUUACUUUUGGCAUCUCGAGGAGCAUCUAUCAUUGUAAAUGAUCUUGGUGGUGAUCGUGAUGGAACGGGUAAGAGUUCAGCUGCCGAUUUAGUUGUCAAUGAAAUUCGACAACGCGGUGGUCAAGCUGUGGCUGAUUACAAUUCAGUGGAAGAAGGUGAAAAAAUUGUUCAAACUGCAAUCGAUAAUUUUGGUCGAAUCGAUAUUCUAAUCAAUAAUGCAGGCAUUUUAAGAGAUAAAUCAAUGAUGAAAAUGACACCAGAAGAUUUUGAUCUGGUGCAUCGUGUUCAUCUUCGAGGUUCGUUUCUGACUACCAAGGCAGCAUGGCCAUAUUUUCGUCAACAAAAUUAUGGACGAAUUAUCAUGACAGCAUCACCUUCAGGAAUUUAUGGCAAUUUUGGCCAGGCAAAUUAUAGUUCUGCUAAACUUGGCCUAUUAGCAUUGGCAAAAACAUUGGCCAUUGAAGGUAGCAAAUAUGAUAUUAAAUGUAAUACUAUUGUACCUGUUGCUGCUUCACGAUUAACCGAAGAUUUAUUACCCGAAGAUAUUUUCAAUCUUUUACAACCAAGUUGUGUAGCACCUAUGGUCGGUUAUCUAUGUCAUGAAUCAUGUCCAACAAAUGGUGAUGUAAUCGAAGCAGCCGGUGGUUAUUUUGGGCGUUAUCAAUGGCAACGUUCCAGGGGAAAAGUUUUUACCGAUACUAAUCAGAUUACAAUCGAAGAUAUUCAAAAUAAUUGGCAGCAAAUAACCGGCAUGUCAGAAGGUUAUUCAAAUCCAACUUCGAUGGAAGAUCAUACUGUUUUGUUGAUGACUCAGCUACGUUCGGGUGAAGAUAUAAACGAAUCGAUUACGAACCAAUCUCAACCAGAUCGUGUUUAUAUCGAUCUUACGGUUGAAGAUGCUAUUCUAUAUGCACUUUCAGUUGGUGUUUCAACUGAUGAACCAAAUCAUCUACGUUAUUUAUAUGAGAAUGAUGAAAAUUUUUCAGUAUUACCAUCAUUAGCAACAACAAUAUCAUUGAAUGCAGUUUAUCAAAGUAAUAUACUCGAUCAAGCAAUCAGACAAUAUGGAUUGGAAGAUAAUCUAAUGCGAACAUUACAUGGUGAACAAUAUCUUCGAAUUUAUCGACAAAUUCCUUGUCCAUCUAGGUUAGCAUGUGAAACAAAAAUAUUGGAUGUUCUUGAUAAAGGAUCGGCUGGUGCAUUGAUCAUAAUCGAAGUGACAACUUAUGAUGAUGGCAAUUCACCUUUAUUCUAUAAUCAAUUAUCAUUUUUUAUGAUUGGUAGUGGUAAUUUUGGUGGAAAAAGACAUUCAGAAAUUUCUCAUAUAAUUACUACGGAAAAUGUUCCAAAUGAUCGAUCAGUUGCUGAUUGGAUCAUUACACAGCAAACUACAGAUAAUCAAGCUGCUAUAUUUCGUUUAUGUGGUGAUAAAAAUCCAUUGCAUAUUGAUAGUAAUUUUUCCAAAAUUGCAGGUUUCAAUCAACCAAUCCUACACGGAUUGUGUGCACUUGGAUUUGCUUGCCGUCAUAUAUUGGCUGUUUAUGCUGAUUAUGAUUGUCGUUAUUUUGAUUCGAUUAAAGUUCGUUUUACCGGUACAAUACGUCCUGGACAAACAAUUGAAACUCGUACUUGGAAAUCAUCAUCAUUUGAUCAGGAAAAUCUUGUACGAAUACAUUUUGAAUGUUUUGUUCGUGAAACUGGUUCGAAAAUUAUUUCCUCAUCGUUUGUUGAUCUGAAAACACCGUUACCAUCACCAAAAAUGGCAAUUUCUUCAGCCAAUAUUAAGAUUGCCCCUGGAAACAAGAAUCAUGAAUCAUCAUCAUCUGAUCAUUUCAUCUGUAAAGUGGAUAGAAUUUUUGAUGAAAAAAUUCGUCCAAGAAUUGCUAAACAUUCUGAACUUAUACCAUUAAUCAAUACUGUUUGUCAAUUCAAUAUUACCAAGCAAGGCAAAUUGGCUAGUGUUUGGAUAUUGGAUAUGAAAAAUGGAAACGGUGAAGUUUAUUAUGGAGCAAGAUCGAAUUUGAUGGCUGAAUGUACAUUAACCGUUGAAGAUGAUGCAUUAGUUGAAAUAUUUGAAGGACGAGAUGAACCAAUGCUAGCUUUUAUUGGUGGCCGAUUGCAGGUUAGUGGUAAUAUAACGGCUGCACAAAAAUUGCAACAAUUAUGGUCCGAAGAUGAACCGAUUACACCGAUUGACGACAACGAACAUCAGCAACAAAAACAACAAAACAAAAACACUGACGACGAAGAUGAUGAAUUGUUACGUUCAAUACCGACAACUGGAUUGAAAAGCGAUAUAAUGUUCACCAUAAUUCGAAAUCGAAUGCAUGAGGAACCAGAAAUUAUGAAACGAUUAACGGCUAGUUAUCAAUUUAAUAUCCUAUUGAAUGGUGAACCAAAAACAAUUUGGUCAGCUGAAAAUAAAACCAAUCCCGGUGGUUGUGUUUAUAACAAACCAUUCAUGAAUGGUAAACCUGAUUGUAUGCUUACAGCUGAAGAUGAUGAUCUGAUUAAACUAAUGUUUGGUAAAUUAAAUCCACAAAGAGCAUUCAUGAUGGGCAAAUUAAAAGUAAAGGGCAAUAUAUUAUUAUUACAACGAUUGUAUUCACUUUGGUUGGAAUUACAAAAAAUGGGUAAAACACCAGAGCUUCCUUUUAUAGUAGACCUGAUGUCAAAAACCGACCUUAAACCUGGAAUACGAAGCGAAAUGAUGAUUGUUGAAUUGAUUCAACGUUUAAUACGAUUACCAUAUUUAUGCAAAGAAAUUCGAACAUUGAUUGGAUUUGAAAUCUUCAAAGAUGGCGAAAUAGUAGCCGAAUAUCAAUUGGAUUUUGGUAAAAAUGAUCGUACCGGUGUAUUUGAUCGUGGUCUACCCGAAAUCAAACCAUUCACCAUAAUGACAGCGACCGAUGAUGAUUUUGUACGAUUAACUUAUCAUCGUUUCACAUUGGAACAAGCAAUUGAAUCUGGUCGGAUAAAAAUUCGAGGUGAUCAUUCGAUUAUACCGAAAAUAUCGAUUAUAUUCAAAACACCAACAUCACGAGUAAAGCUUUAAUUAGGAUAUUAUUUGAAAAAAUCGCAACAAGUUUUGUUUGUUUGUUUUUUUAUAAUCGGUUUUAUUUAUAAAAUAAUUAUUCCCAGAUAUUAACAAUAUUUUUAUA
Messenger RNA from Dermatophagoides pteronyssinus (European house dust mite), 3392 nucleotides. RefSeq names its product peroxisomal Multifunctional enzyme type 2 (gene Mfe2). NCBI's taxonomy places the organism in Eukaryota, Metazoa, Arthropoda, Arachnida, Sarcoptiformes, Pyroglyphidae. Gene Ontology annotation, molecular function: oxidoreductase activity. The record is from RefSeq and is a predicted model, not a curated record.